UACUAAACUUUAUUAAUUUUUAGUUUUUGAAUUUGAUUUUUCACCCCUUUCUCCCCAAUCAUUCACAAGCAGAAAAAGAGAGAGGGAGAAAGGAAAGCUUUCACAGUUCUCUUCCCUCUAUGAUUUUUGAACAUUUGAGAGAAUUUUUUUCCUUUUUUUUUUUUUUUUUUUUUUUUUAAUAAAAAACCAUUGAUAAUUUCUUUCUUUCAUACAAAACCCAAGAAAACGUUUUAUGUUGUUUUCUGGGUUGAGUUCUCCACGUGUUGAAGAUUAACAGUCCAAUACCAAAAACCGUCUCUUUUCCUGUCUUUCUUCUUUCCUUUGUAUUACUACUCAUUAUUUCACCCAAUAUAAUUCUUUUUUUAUUUUCUAUUUUUUUUAUAAAUUUUUUUAUCUAAAUUCUGGGUUGUUCUGAAUCUGGGUUUCUCUCAAUUUCAGUUUCAACCCAAAAUUGAAGCAAAGAUCAAAACUUUACUCAGCAAAAGAUGAGAAAACAGCAAAAAAAUAUGGAAAAUUUUCUGGGUUUUUGCUGAAUUUAGGUGGGAUUUAGUUAAAAUUAGUGAAUGGAUAGUUCAUCUCAGCUAUAUUCAAGUAGUACUUCAAAAGGAAUGGGUGAAACAGUGAAUAUUAGCAGAGGAUUUAGUAUGAGUAGCAGUAGUAAUAGUAGCAAACAUAGGAGCAAAGAAAUGGAGAGUUUAUCAUUAGAAAUAAGCAAAUAUCCAAGAGAUCUCUUGCAAACAUUUUUGGGAAAUAAUACUAAUAAAAAUUCUGGUGGAAGAAAUAGAUCAGAUGAUUCAAAAUUAGGCGAAGAGGAAGAAGAUGAUGAGGGUUUGAAUCUUGGACUUGGUUUAUCAUUAGGGGGUAAAUUUGGGGUAGAUAAGUCUAAAAAUUUGGGGGGUUUAAUAAGGUCAUCAUCAAUUGCUGGUACUAUGCCUUUGUUUAGGGAGGAUGAUACCGGGGUGGCGUUACCGCCAACCCCGGGAAAUAAUAGUAAUAGUAAUAAUAAUCUGGUUAGAACCUCCUCCUUGCCGGUUGAGACGGAGGAGGAGUGGAGGAAGAGGAAGGAGAUGCAGACAUUGAGGAGGAUGGAGGCGAAGCGGCGCCGGUCCGAGAAGCAGAGGGUUUUGAAGGAAACUGGGGGUGUUGGGGGUAGUGGAGGUAGUGGUGGGGAGGAAAAAGGGGUUGAGGGGUUGAAGUUGAGGGCUAGGUUAGAAAGGGAGCAACAAUGUUUGGGGUUAACUAGUAAGUUAAUUGGUUCAUCAAUGGGGAAUUUUUUUGGGUCAUCUAAACCACCUCCACCUAGUAAUAAUUUGGAGGUUAAAGGGAGAAGAACUACUUUUGGUAGUUUGCAAGGGUUCUUGAUUGCUCAGGAUCAAGCUCAGGCUCAGGCUCAGGCUCAGGCACAGGCGCAGGUGCAGGUGCAGGUGCAACCGCAGCAGGGUUCGUCUCAGGGCUCAGGGGAGUCACAAGGGGGUACUUCCUCUGACGCCUCUGAGCUUGAGAGUAAAACCCAUCAAGGAUCGAGCAGCUGUGGUGAUACAAGAAGCCCACCUAGUAGUACUCAUUCCCUACCAGACCGAGAUAGCCAAGAAACCAUGGGGCCCUCGGGAACCAAAGACAACCCUUUCCACCGAGCUAGCAGGCCUGAACCGGAGAGCUCAUCUAAGCAGCCUGAGAGCACCGACAAUAAGAAGAAAGAGACAGCAUCGGGUGGGAUAGAAGAUAUGCCAUGUGUGUUCACGAUAGGAGAUGGUCCAAAUGGUAGAAAGGUGGAAGGGAUCUUAUACAAGUACGGGAAAGGAGAAGAAGUGCGCAUAAUGUGCGUUUGUCACGGGACCUUCCAUUCUCCUAAGGAGUUUGUCAAGCAUGCUGGUGGCAGGGACGUAGAGCACCCUCUUAGACAUAUUGUUGUUAGCCCGUCUACAUCUCCCUUCCAGUGACCUCUGACGGAAUUCCCCUCUCUAAUGCAACCCGGUGAAACAUAUAAUAUUGGUUUGAUUUCAAUGUAGAGUUAUUUGCUAAUGGAUAUGUAAGCUUCUUAGCCCUCUUUUUAUUUAUUUUUCUUCUUGAGGAACUUUUUGUUACCUUGAGCUCACUUAAAUGUGAUGAGAAAUGGUAAGAGGCAAAACAUACUUUUGCCUUAUUAUAGGCCGGAAACAAUUUUGUUGUGCCUUUUUUGUUCUUUUAAAUUCCUUAAUCGAAGGAUGAGGUCCAACUAGGUAUGCCAGUGAUUGAAAGAA
Messenger RNA from Chenopodium quinoa (quinoa), 2240 nucleotides. RefSeq names its product ninja-family protein AFP1-like. The transcript has 2 exons. Lineage: Eukaryota; Viridiplantae; Streptophyta; Magnoliopsida; Caryophyllales; Amaranthaceae. The record is from RefSeq and is a predicted model, not a curated record. Gene Ontology annotation, cellular component: nucleus. Gene Ontology annotation, biological process: negative regulation of DNA-templated transcription; response to abscisic acid; signal transduction. The coding region runs from base 564 to 1940 and encodes 458 amino acids.